UACUCAAAACUAACCUUCGCGCUCGAAGAAACCCUAGAUUUCCCCCUUGAAUCCAUUGAAGGUCUAAUUUCCCGAUACGAACCCAACUUUUUCUUCAGAACUUGUCGGGUUGGAUGGAUAGCAAAAACCCUAAUUAAAUUUCGCCGGAGAGUAAUAGGAAAAUUACAAUGGACGCGAAGGACAUCCUUGGUCUACCCAAAACUCCUUUGUCAAUAACCCAGGAGAAGAAAUCACGUCCUCAGAAAGACUCCCAGAGAAAACCCGAUGGUAUUUCACGCGAGGUUUAUGCCCUCACUGGAGGGGUGGCUCCGCUUAUGCCUUCAAUUGACGUCUCUCAACUGAAACGACGCCCACCAUCCGACGAGAAGAUCACAUGGCAGUGGCUUCCUUUCACGAGCUCUGCCCGAAAAGAUAACUUGGAACUUUACCACUGGGUGAGAGUCGUAAAUGGUGUUCCACCGACAGGGGAUUAUUCCUUUGCUAAGUAUAACAAGUCUGUUGAUGUUAUCAGAUACACAGAUGAGGAGUAUGAAAAACAUUUAACUGAUCCUAAAUGGACUAAGGAAGAGACAGAUCAAUUGUUUGAUCUGUGCGAACAGUUUGAUCUCCGCUUCAUCAUUAUAGCUGAUAGGCUCCCGACAACCCGGACUGUUGAGGAACUGAAGGAUCGUUAUUAUAGUGUGUCUCUAGCCAUUCUGGUUGCUAGGGCUCCAUCACUUGGCGAAGUUCCAGGGCAUCCUCUUGUUAAGGAACCCUACAAUGUUACUCAAGAGAUUGAACGCAAGCGUGCUUUAUCGAUGGUCCUCUCUCAAACAAAGCACCAAGAGCGGAAAGAUACUGAGGUUCUUGCUGAAGCAAAAAGAAUAGCCGAGUCACGUCUGGCUGCACAGGCUGCCGAAGAACCUGAUAUUCCUGCCACUUUAGAUAUUGGUCCUGAAAGUGCUGAGAGGGCUGUUGGUUCUGGAGAUACUAUAUCUCCCUCCAAUGUUCAAGUUCAUGCUGCAGCUGCUGCACCAUCUACCUCAGUAAUUGCUGAUAAUUCCUCAACUCUUGCUUCCUUGCGUAUGCUUAGAGUAUACUUGAGAACUUAUGCACUGGAGCAAAUGGUCCAAGCUGCCAGCUCAUCUGCUGGACUUCGGACUAUCAAGCGAGUUGAGCAAACCUUACAAGAUCUUGGGGUUAACUUAAAGCCAAAGGUUCCAACAAAGGCUGUUUGUGCUGAACAUCUUGAAUUAAGAAAAGAAAUUCUAACGCUGCUAAAUCUCCAGAAACAGUUGCAAUACAAGGAGGCAGAGGGUUCAUCUUUCCGUGAUGGUUCCUAUGGUGAUAUGCCAGGUUCUUCGAAGCGAUCACAACGUGCUGUAGAUCAGGAUCGUACAUUUGUCCCCGACUCUAUUAGUUUUGGAGUAAUUCCAGGUGAUAGAGGUGUAAAAAGAGAGCAAAAACGAAAGGGACCUGGGAGAGCAUCUGAGACCCCAUCUUCACCAGCAGGAGCUCAUAAAAGGCCAAGAAAGAUGAAGGCUUCUGAUCUAUAAUAUAGGGCAAGCGACCAAAUUGUUUGUUGCCUCGUACAGGCAAAUGAUGAUGAUAUUGCUUUGUUCGAAUCGGCGAAAUUCUCACCAGCCUGGUUAUGAUUCCUGGCAAAGAUUUCAGGGUCAUUGGCAGCCCCUUUGUUAAAUCUAACUAAGGUCGUUAGAAGCAGUUGCAGAAGCUCCAUCUUUUAUCUCCACCCACCCCUCUUUUGACUAGGCUUCGUUAGUUGGAACAAAGUCGAUAUAUUUGUGAACGAUAUGCAUAAAGCCUCCGAAUCCAGAAAACUCAUUUGCUUAGUCACUGUUAGUAUUACCGCUCGUGGAUAUU
Hibiscus syriacus is the source of this 1860-nucleotide messenger RNA. RefSeq names its product SWR1-complex protein 4-like. The transcript has 16 exons. The coding region runs from base 168 to 1535 and encodes 455 amino acids. Gene Ontology annotation, molecular function: transcription corepressor activity. Gene Ontology annotation, cellular component: NuA4 histone acetyltransferase complex; nucleus; Swr1 complex. Lineage: Eukaryota; Viridiplantae; Streptophyta; Magnoliopsida; Malvales; Malvaceae. Gene Ontology annotation, biological process: chromatin remodeling; DNA repair; negative regulation of transcription by RNA polymerase II. The record is from RefSeq and is a predicted model, not a curated record.